Molecule: messenger RNA, 306 nt
Organism: Funneliformis mosseae
Lineage: Eukaryota; Fungi; Glomeromycota; Glomeromycetes; Glomerales; Glomeraceae
Source: the annotation of a GenBank genome assembly
AUGUGGGAAAUUUCUAGUGGACAUCCUUCAUUUAAAGAUAAGUUUGAUAAUAAUCAAGACCUUAUUAUUGCUAUUACUUGUCAAACUCGUGAGACUAUUAUUGCGGACACGCCCGAGGAUUACGAAAAACUUUAUAAAAAUUGUUGGAAACAUAUACCUGAGGAAAGACCAAUUAUUAAAGAACCAAAAGUAAAUACUUACAUAAUUACAGAACAUAUUAACGCUAAUAAUUCAGAUCCUAAUUCACAAGUUGGCGAUUCUAUCCAAAUUAAUAAUGAUGAAUUAGAUGUAAAGAAUUAUGAAUAA